Quercus lobata is the source of this 3672-nucleotide messenger RNA. RefSeq names its product TMV resistance protein N-like. The coding region runs from base 106 to 3672 and encodes 1188 amino acids. NCBI's taxonomy places the organism in Eukaryota, Viridiplantae, Streptophyta, Magnoliopsida, Fagales, Fagaceae. Gene Ontology annotation, biological process: defense response; signal transduction. The record is from RefSeq and is a predicted model, not a curated record. The transcript has 6 exons. Gene Ontology annotation, molecular function: ADP binding.
UUCCUUUGAAUGGGUUUGGGUUUGGGUUUUGAUGCUCUGAUUUCCAUUCAUUUUACUACAAACCAAUUACUAUCUAAUAGGAACUGAAUCCGGCCUUGUUUCAAGAUGAGUAUCAACGACGACGACUUUGACUUUGAAAAAUGCAAAAAGCUAUCCAGGGCUGUCCCAGUAGUUAAGAGGAAGCUUAGUAGCCUUCGGAUUCCAACGAAUUCUGUAAGCCAUCAAGGAUUGUCAACAUCAUCACCAUAUUGUUCUUCAACAUCUAGGUGGAAAUUCGAUGUCUUUCUCAGUUUUAGAGGGGAGGACACGCGUAGGAGUUUUACAGACCAUCUAUAUGAUGCCUUGAAAAGGAAGGGUGUUUUGACCUUUAGGGACGAUGAAAAACUUGAGAGAGGAAAAUCAAUUUCACAAGAGCUCUUGAAUGCCAUAGAAGAAUCUAGAUUUACUAUUAUCAUUUUCUCAAGAAACUAUGCAUCUUCGACAUGGUGCUUAAAUGAGCUUGAAAAGAUCGUUAGAUCCAUGAAAGAGACAGGAUUGACAAUUCUGCCGGUUUUUUAUGAUGUGGAUGCAUCUAAUAUACGAAAUCAGACAGGACCUUUUCAAAAUGCUUUUGAUGAUCUUGAAGAUCAAUUUAAGGGAAAUAUGGAGAAAGUUGAAAUAUGGAGAGCUGCUUUGAGAGAAGUGGCUAAUCUUGCUGGUUGGCCUUUACAAAAUAGGCAUGAAGCAGAAUUUAUCCAACACAUUGUGGAAGUGAUAUUACAUAAAUUGAGUUCAGGUUUUUCAAGCAUUCCCACCAACUUGGUAGGAAUAGAUUCUUCAGUGGAGGAAUUGUUGACUUCAUAUUUAGGAUUUAUGAACGAUGUUUACAUGAUAGGGAUUUCUGGUAUGGGGGGACUGGGGAAGACAACUCUUGCUAGAGUUGUUUAUAAUAAAUUUCGUUGUCAUUUUGAAGCUUCUAGCUUUGUUGCUAAUAUUAGGGAAGAGUCAGAAAAGCGCGGUUUGCUUCCAUUACAAAAGCAGCUACUUGCACAAAUUUUGGAGGAAAGAAAUAUAGAUAUAUGGGAUGUAUACGGGGGAGUUGACAUGAUCAAGAAAAGGAUACAUCAUAAGAAAGUUCUACUUGUCCUUGAUGAUGUUAAUCAAUUGCACCAAUUAGAAAUGUUGGCUGGAGAGCAUGGCUGGUUUGGAUUGGGGAGUUGGAUCAUCAUAACAACUAGAGAUCAACAUUUGUUGGUCCAACAUGGGGUGCAUAAAAUAUAUAAGCCUAAUGGACUAAACCAUGAUGAUGCCUUAAAACUUUUUUGUUUGAAAGCCUUAAAAAAUGAGCAUCCCCAAGAAGGUUACAAGCAGCUCUCCCAAGCUGUUGUAUUCUAUACUAAAGGCCUUCCGUUAGCUCUUGAAACUUUGGGUUCUUUUUUGGUUGGAAGAACAAUAGAUGAAUGGCUAAGUGCAUCGGAAAAUUUUAGAAAAAUUCCUAAAAGAGAAAUAUUUGACAUACUUAAGGUAAGUUACGAUGGACUAGAAAGAAUGUGGCAAAAUAUAUUUUUGGAUAUUGCGUGUUACUUUAAAGGGGAGAGAAAAGAUCGCGUUAUAGAGAUAUUAGAGAAUUGUGGUUUUGAUGCCCGAAUUGGUAUAAGUGUACUUGUGGAUAAAUCUCUCCUAAGCAUAGGAAAUAAAAAAUUGUGGAUGCAUGAUCUUCUACAAGAAAUGGGUAGAGAAAUUAUUUGUCGAGAAUCACUUGACGAACCUGGACAGCGUAGCAGAUUGUGGCUUUGUAAGGAUUUGUUUCAUGUUUUGACAAAUGCCACGGCAACAAAAACAAUUCAAGCCAUAGUCCUAAACAGUUAUGAAUGUGAAAGAGUCUGGAAUUUUGAAGACUUUCCUGAAGUUUUUUCAAAGAUGUAUAAUCUUAGAUUGCUUAAAAUUCACAAUGUGCACAUCCCGAAUGGCCUCAAUCAUGUUUCUAAUGGCCCAAGAUUUCUCCAUUGGAUUGGGUAUUCUUCAGAAAGUUUGCCAUCCAGUUUCCAACCAAAAGAGCUUGUUGAACUUAAUUUACAGUCUAGCAAAAUUAAAUAUCUUUGGGAAGGAGUCAAGUAUUUGGACAAACUAAAAUGCAUCAAUCUUCAAGAUUCCUAUAACCUUAUUCAGACACCUGACUUCUCAGGGGUUCCGAGACUUGAGAAACUAAAUCUCACACGCUGUAGAAAUUUGGUUGAGAUCCACCCGUCUAUUGGACUACUUAGUAAGCUGAAUGUUUUAGAUCUAAAAAGUUGCAAAUCUCUUACCAAUCUUCCGAGCAUGACUACUAAAAUGAAGUCCCUUAUAAUUCUUAAUCUUUCUGGCUGUUCAAAUAUCAAGAAGAUUCCAGAAUUUAAGGGGAUUAUGAAAAGCCUAUCAAAACUUUAUUUGGAUUGUACUGCUAUCGAGAAAUUACCCUCGUCAAUUGAGUGCUUGACUGCCCUUACUUCACUAAAUCUAGAAUACUGCAGAAAUCUCGAAUGUCUUCCAAGAAACAUAAUUAGUUUGAGGUCACUUGAAAUACUCAUUCUUUCCGAAUGCUCACAACUUGCCAACCUGCCAGAUAACCUUUGGAAAAUUAAGUGUUUGAAGGAACUUGAUUUGAGUGGAACUGCCAUUAGAGAAAUUCCCUCUUCUGUUCUUGUCUUGAAAGAUUUUGGAUGUCUCAACUUUGGAAAGGUUGUGAGGCCUGAGUUUUCCCUAAAACAACUUAAACUGAGUAGGAUGUCUCAACUUGAAGGAACAGGGCUUAAUGGUAUUGGCUGCUUCUCCUCAUUAAAGUAUUUAACACUAAGUGGAAACAGUUUUGCCAACCUACCCGCAAGCAUUAGUCAACUUUCGAAACUGGAAGCUCUUGAUUUGAGCAACUGCAGUAUGCUUCAAUCAUUGUCAGACCUUCCAUCAACCGUGAGAUAUAUAAAUGCUCAACAUUGUUAUUCCCUAGAACCGUCACUAACUAAACCACUAGUACUGUUUGAACCCAGCAUUUUUCCAAACUCCAAGUGGCGUCCAGAUAAUGAGAGUGUAAGCAGUGUGGCAUAUACAAUAUUGAACCGUUACUUACAGGGAAUUCGUCCAAAAGCUGGAAAUGAAACUCCUACCAAAAGGAAAGCAGAUAGAUCUGGAACUGAAUUUCAGAUAAUUAUUCCCAGAAAUGAAAUUCUGCAUUUGUUAACGCAUCAAAACUUAGGCAAAUCAGUAUACAUAAAGCUGUCUCCAAAUUGGUGUAAUAGUAGGUGGAUGGGAUUUGUUCUCUGCCUCCAAAUUUCAUAUUCUCCUAAUUCUGUUGAUGAGUUUGAUGUUUCCGGUGAGACAUUUGGUUUUAGAGCUAAUGUGAUAAGCCUUGGUGAUGGGUCUCGCGGUCAUUAUGCCUCUGAAAUUUUCUUUAAGGUGUCAUUUAUUGUGGACCACAUUUGGCUGUUGUAUCUGUCUCGUGAUGAUUGGCUUGCUACUGUUCCGAAUGGUGAUCAAUGCAGUCAGAUUGAGGUUAAAUUUGAGACCUCUAGCCCACACACUGAGGUGCGGAUGUGUGGAGUCCGUUUGGUAUAUGAAGAAGAUGUGGAAUGGAUUAACUCACAAAUUGCAGAAGAAGCACAAUGUAGUCGUGCUUCUGAAGAAUCAAUAAGAUUCUUCAAUAAUGUCCCAAAAAAAUAA